Molecule: messenger RNA, 306 nt
Organism: Naumovozyma castellii
Lineage: Eukaryota; Fungi; Ascomycota; Saccharomycetes; Saccharomycetales; Saccharomycetaceae
Gene: NHP6A
Product: high-mobility group nucleosome-binding protein
Exons: 1
Coding region: 1-306 (101 amino acids)
Source: RefSeq, a predicted model, not a curated record
AUGCCACCAAAGGAAGCCAAGAGAAGAACCCAGAGAAGAAAGAAGGACCCUAACGCCCCAAAGAGAGGACUCUCUGCAUACAUGUUCUUCGCCAACGAAAACAGAGACAUAGUGAAAGCUGAAAAUCCAAACAUUACCUUCGGUCAAGUCGGUAAAGUGCUAGGUGAAAAAUGGAAGGCAUUGACCGCUGAGGAAAAGGAACCUUACGAAGCUAAGGCUAAGGCUGAUAAGAAAAGAUACGAAUCUGAAAAGGAAUUGUAUAUGGCUACUCAAGUCCAUGCCGAUGAUGAAGAAGAGGAAAAAUAA